Megalops cyprinoides (Indo-Pacific tarpon) is the source of this 2682-nucleotide messenger RNA. It is a transcript of the gene hhip, whose product is annotated as hedgehog interacting protein. The transcript has 13 exons. Bases 165 to 2261 code for a protein of 698 amino acids. NCBI's taxonomy places the organism in Eukaryota, Metazoa, Chordata, Actinopteri, Elopiformes, Megalopidae. The record is from RefSeq and is a predicted model, not a curated record.
CUUUAUGUAUCUAUAUUCUUGUAAAUUAUUGCAAUUAUCAUUUACCUCUGGAAACAAAACACUCGUUCAUUUGGAAAGAAGCAACUUUAUUCUGUUUUUUCCACAGAGAAGAAUCGUUUUGUUUUCCGUUUAGAUAUACUUGUUUUCCUGGAGAUUUUCUGAACAUGAAGCAUUUGAAAUUUGUGCUGGUGAUGGCAAUCGCGGUGAACGUAUGGGAAUGUAGCGAUGCAAAAUUUGGGGAAAAGGGCGAAAUGAGUCCGAGGAGGAGGAGAUGUUACGAUGGAAGCCUACCGAAGCGCCUUAAAAAGAGAGACAGAAAACUGUCACUGGACAGCAGCAGCGUGGAGGUUUGUCACAGGUUGUACCCCCGUGUGUCCUGCUGUCCCACUAAGAGAGCUGCCUAUCAGAUUCUUCACCGGCGGGAUGCUAGGAUAUUUUCCACCAACAACACAGAGUGUGCCAAACUCCUGGAGGAGAUCAAGUGUGCCCACUGCUCUCCGCAUGCCCAGGUGCUGUUCCACUCACCUGACAACGACAAGGGCCUGCACAGAGAACCUGACCUGCCCAGGCUGUGCCACGACUACUGCAGGGGGUUCUACUACACCUGCAGAGGCCAUAUACCAGAGCUGUUCCAGGCCGACGUGGACGAGUUCUGCCAGUAUUAUGGAAGACGGGACGGCGGGCUGUGCUUUCCGGACUUCCACAAAAAGCAAACGCGAGGGCCGGCCUCCAACUACCUGGACCUGGACGACUAUGAAAAAAUGGACGACCUCAACAGGAAACACAAACACAACUGCUACUGCGCCCAGGAGGUGGUGUCCGGCCUGCGGCAGCCGGUGGGGGUGGUGAACUGCGGGGACGGGUCCCAGCGGCUCUUCGUCCUGGAGAAGGAGGGCUUCGUCAAGAUCCUCACGCACAGCAUGGAGCUGAUCAAGGAGCCCUUCCUGGACAUCCACAAGCUGGUGCAGAGCGGCAUAAAGGGAGGAGAUGAAAGGGGCCUUUUAAGCCUCGCAUUCCAUCCCAAUUACAAGAAAAAUGGAAAGCUGUACGUCUCUUAUACCACCAACCAGGAGGGAUGGGCCAUUGGACCUCACGACCACAUUCUCCGAGUGGUGGAGUACACCGUGUCCAGGAAAAACCCGAACCAGGCGGACGUGAGGACCCAGAGGGUGCUGAUGGAGGUGGCGGAGCUGCACAGGAAACACCUGGGAGGGCAGCUCCUUUUUGGACCGGACGGCCUGCUGCACAUCUUCCUGGGCGACGGCAUGAUCACGCUGGACGACAUGGAGGAGAUGGACGGGCUGAGUGAUUUCACGGGGGCGGUACUGAGGGUGGACGUGGACACGGACUGCUGCAACGCCCCCUACUCCAUCCCCCUGAACAACCCCUACUUCAACAGCACCAACCAGCCGCCAGAACUGUACGCUCACGGGCUGCAUGACCCGGGAAGGUGCGCGGUGGACAAGCACUACAUGGAUGCAAACAGGACCCUGCUCAUACUGUGCACGGACUCAGUCGCCCGAAACUCCACCACAGGAAGAAUACUGCAGAUUCAGAAGGGGAAGGACUACGAGCACGAGCCUUCGGUCUUUGAGCUGAAAUCCACCAGCACUGCAGCACCGGUAGGAGGCUUCAUCUACAGAGGCUGCCAGUCCCGAAGGCUGUUUGGGAGCUACGUGUUCGGGGAUCGCAACGGGAACCUGCGCAUCCUCCAGCAGCCCCCAGCGGGCGGGGCGGGUGGGGCGUGGCAGGAGAAGGCCCUCUGUCUUGGCAGCAGCGCCUCAUGCAGCAGCUCCCUCUCAGGGCACAUCCUGGGCUUCGGGGAGGAUGAACUCGGCGAAGUCUACAUAUUAGCCACGAGCAAGAGCAUGGUCCAGUCAAAUAGCGGGAAGCUCUACAAACUGGUGGACCCUAAAAGGCCCCCGGUCCCCAAGGAGUGCCAGCGGCCGGUGGAGGCCCCCGAGCUGCUGGUGACGGCGUGCUCUCGGCAGUGCAAGAACGGCCACUGCACCCCCACGGGCAGGUGCUGCUGCAACCCGGGCUGGGACGGCCCCUUCUGCAGAGUGGCCAAAUGCGAGCCCCCCUGUCGCAACGGAGGAGUUUGCAUCGAGCCCAACAAGUGUUACUGCAAGAGCGGCUACUCCGGCGAGCAGUGCGAGAAAGGUGAGAGGGGCGUGGCGGGAGAGGCCCGAGACGGCAUCCUGGACCAGAUCAUAGACAUGACCUCCUACCUGCUGGACCUCACCAGCUACAUCGUAUAGGCGGAGAUCUGCCAGCAGACUUCCUGAAGAAACCUCAGGACCAGUCUUUGUUCAUCCACCAUUAGACCAUUUUCCCACCACCAACACCGCCACCACUUCCUGUUUGUUCUCUCGCCAAUAAGCUACGCUCUUGUUCUUAGAAUGGGCUUCCCAAAAAAAAAAAUAAUAAAAAUAAAACAGACCUCAGAAAGCAGCGAGAAGAUUGAAGUUUCCCUUUCAAGUUUUUUGUAAUUGGAAAGACGUGGGAUGCUUUGGUGCCGCUGAUAAGAGCUCCUCUGUGCUUUGGAGGCAUUUUAACUACACCGUCAGUCCAUCUGGGCCAGAAUCAGGCCUAAACUGGCUCUUUCUGGCAGUACUGGCUCAGAUCACAUCCCCUCCCGGAAUUGUGGGAGUUCUCGUGCCCUCUGACGUCCCCCAGUGU